Vigna unguiculata (cowpea) is the source of this 1170-nucleotide messenger RNA. RefSeq names its product carbonic anhydrase 2-like. Gene Ontology annotation, biological process: carbon utilization. Gene Ontology annotation, molecular function: carbonate dehydratase activity; zinc ion binding. Lineage: Eukaryota; Viridiplantae; Streptophyta; Magnoliopsida; Fabales; Fabaceae. The record is from RefSeq and is a predicted model, not a curated record.
AUUAAUACAGUGGGGACCGCCGGCAUCGGUGGCACACAAUUCGUGAGUUCUGCUCCCUUUCGUAGCUUCCUUCAACCGCGUCAAACAAAACCGCAUGCAUCAUUCCUCUAUAUAAACUCACAAUCCUGAUUCACCUUUCACACUCUUUUCUCCUCACAAAUACAAAAAGUUAAUUGGAUCUGCCGCAGGAGCAACAAAUGGCCGGACAGACAUACGAGGAAGCCGUUGCAGCGUUGACCAAGCUUAUAAGCGAGAAAGCUGACCUGGGUGCCGUCGCCGUCGCAAAAAUCAAUCAGUUGACGACAGAGCUGAAGAACGAUGCGUCGAAGCCGUUCAACCCGGACGAGAGGAUCCGAACCGGGUUCGACCACUUCAAGAACGAGAAAUUCCAGAAGAAUCCAGAAUUGUAUGGUGAACUUGCCAAAGGCCAGAGUCCUAAGUUUCUGGUGUUUGCUUGCUCAGACUCGAGAGUUUGCCCUUCCCAUAUUCUGGAUUUCCAACCGGGUGAAGCGUUUGUGGUCCGAAAUAUAGCCAACAUGGUUCCUCCUUAUGACAAGACCAAGUAUUCAGGAACAGGAGCGGCCAUUGAAUAUGCAGUGCUGCAUUUAAAGGUGGAGAAUAUUGUGGUCAUUGGACACAGUUGCUGUGGAGGUAUAAAGGGCCUAAUGUCCAUCCCAGAUGAUGGGACCACUGCAAGUGAAUUCAUAGAGAAUUGGGUCCAAAUUUGCACUCCGGCAAAGUCCAAGGUUAAGACUGAAGCAGGCACAUUGGAAUUUUCGGAGCUGUGUACCAACUGCGAGAAGGAAGCUGUGAAUGUAUCAGUUGGGAACCUUUUGACUUAUCCAUUUGUGAGAGAAGGUGUUGUGAAUAAAACGCUUGCUUUGAAAGGUGCACAUUACAAUUUCGUUAAGGGUAGCUUUGAGCUGUGGGAUCUGGACUUCAAAAUCUCUAACUCUCUCACUGUUUAAGACGCAUGCAUGUUGAUGUACAUGAUCUUCCCCUUUGCAAGUGUUUGAUAAAUGUAUAAGAAUCCCCUUUCCCCUGGUUGUUUCCCUCAAAUCCCCAGAAAAAGAAGCCAACACUGUGCUAAAAUAAUGGUCUCUUAGUCUUGAGACCAGUUCAAUAAGUUCUUUUUUGCGUCGUUUUAAUUACAUACUCGCUUUUCUAUAA